CACACACACGGACGGCGACGACGACGGCGGCUUAACCACUGUACAGUCCGAGGCAAAAGAAAGUCAGCAGUAAAAAUUCCUUGCUAACUCUCCUCUCCUGUCUCUCUAUCCUGUUCAGCUUAGCCUCUCUCGGGACAUUAGUCGUGGUGGUCGUCAUUUCUCGUCGACGACCCCUUUCAUCGGUUCCGGUUCGUGUUCUCGCGGUUCGUUCGCAGCGUCGAACCGCGAGCACCUUUACGGUAAUGCACUCCAGUGUUGUAACUCGCAACAGUAGCAGCAGCAGCAGCAGCUCCAGCUGAAUUGCUCCAUGUCGCUGCCUACAAUACACGACUUCCUGGAACGCCGGAAAACUCAGUAUCACGGAGGCCAGGUUCGCCUGGCGCUGGCAUAAUGGCGUUAUCAUCGGCAGGGUGCAGUGCAGUCUUCGCCAGUGCUUCGCCGGGCGUCGGAGAUUCAUUUAAAGUUCCAGUUAAAGAAGAACGUCCAGAUGAGGCCGAAAUCCGGGAGUUGGCAGCCAAGAUGGUGGAAGCACACAAGGCGAAAAUGGCACCGAGUGUCGCGACCCUUGGCGUUCAACGACCAAGUGGUGGCGGUGGCCUACAACAAGGUAGCCUUCAGGGUAUGUUGUUCUUCAACAAUAAUACCAAUACAUUAACCCUUGGCACAACACAAAAACGUGCCACCGAUUCAUCACAAUCAACAAAUAAAGAAGGAAAAGUACCACUCGAUGAUGAAAGUCAACGUGGACGUUUUGGUUGGGUUAGUUUCGAUGAAACUCACAUUCCCUAUAUAUUUCGUGCUGGUGAAAAAUUUUGCGCCGUACGAAUACUUGAAUCAAAGCUCCUCAACAAGUACCUGAGCUAUCUUCAUUCUGACAUCUACAGUUGUACAUGCAUUCGUAGUUAUUACAUCACUGAGGCCGAGAGUAAAUUAUUAAAUGAAAUAAAUUCAAAGCACUGUGAAAGUCAGUUUGGUCGCGAACAAUUUACAAGUAAGGAUUUAGUUGUGAGACUCGCUGACGCUAAGGAAUUUUACGCUUUUCUUGAUGUUUGCUAUACAAAAUUAACGGCAAGCAAUCGAACAACACCAUCUGACAAAUGUGGUUUUAUUCGCAUUAAUAAAGAGUCCGUUGUGCCCUAUACAGUUAAGGACGGCCUCAAAUAUGUUCCUCUCUUUUAUUUUGAAGGCGAGACUGACAAUCUUAAAUUGAAAGCAGAAAAACUCGAGGGCUGGGAUUUGUCGUAUUUGAAAUUUUGCUGCAAGGUACAAGGUAUUAGAAAUGAAUUAUUCGCAAGUGAAACAUGCUCUGUUAUUAGUCUCAGUGAUAUUAAGAGUUAUUUUCCACCUGGAACUGGCUUUGAGGAUUAUUGGCCAAGUAAAGUAAUGGAUUCACAAUUAAUUGUCAAUAGUAAAGGUGGAGGCGGUGGUGGCGGUUGGACUAAACAGCCGGCAACACCGCCAGCUCCAAAACCAGUGCAAAAUAAUGUUGCAAAAAAUACAAUUGUCAGAGCGCAACCAAUGCAAAAUAUGAUACAAAGGCCAAAUGCGACAAUUCAACGUGUCACACAAUUGAGAACGCCAAUUUCACAUUCAACACAUUCAUCAUCAUCGUCAUCGUCGUCGCCAACCAUUUCUUCCGUUAGGAGCAAUACAAUUGCACAACCAAUUUCACAAAGGGAUUUUGCUGCACUCAAUGCUGUGCAAACGGCUGUUAAUGGUUGGUCGGGACUUGUUAGCACUCAACCGACUUUUCAGGCAGCUUUGGUCUCUCAGGCUAAUCAAAUUAUUAGGAUGCCUAAUUCUGCACUCAGCACACAUAAUCAAAUGACAACGGCGAGUAAGACUUACUCUCAGCAAUCAAGGAGUAGAGGGGGUGGUGGCGGAGCUGCGCAAUAUCCCGGUGUUUAUCCGGUUACGACAAUGCAAUCUGCCGUUCAUGUCCAACCACCCCCUCUUAUUCGAGCCACCCAAUCAAAUCAAUCCAAUAUUGGUUAUCCAACCUAUGGGGAGGAUGACUGGGUGUCGCCAACGUACACGACGCCAACAAGCAUGGGCGUUCCUAACGCCGCUGCCCCGUAUCCGCAGAUGCUCGGUUUGAGCGCGGAGCAAGUUCAAGCUCUGAUGCCAGCACAGACGUCGCCAUCGACGCUCUUGCCGCAUCCACAGAGACAUACGCCACCCGUGCACAAUUCCUCGCAUAACAAAUACCCGCCACCUUUAAUUCCAGUUAACGGCAGCAGCAAUAGCAGUUCCGGCAGGGACUCGAGAGGACGAAAACCAUUAAUACCCAUUGCUGAAACACAUACUUCAGGGAAUUGCCAAGUACCACCUUAUCAAGUGCAAAAGGCAUUGGUAGAAGACAAAUUGGUUCCCUGUAUAAAUUUGAAACCUUUUGUCUAUCAAGAACUUUUAAUGACACUACCUGACUUUGUCCAACAGUAUUUCCCUGCCAGUGAUAUCAAUAGUUGUAGACAAGUUCUCACCGACGUUCUCGGCAUCGAUUUGUAUCAAGGAAACAGAUUACAGAUGGAGAUGUUGAUGAAGGCAAAUAAAUGCUCGUCUUUAAAUGAAGAAUUACCGCUUAUUCAAGUACGAAGUGUCAUGAAAUUCAUGCCACAGAUGAAGUACAUGUUUAAUAGAUCAAUGAUACCAAACUCAUCGGCAACGUCAACGCCAACACCCACUCAUUCGUCUGAAGAACAUCCCUCGAAAAAGAGGCAACGCACCAGCUAGGAUUGGCUACAGCCUUAUUGGCCUACUUAUGAUUACUAUCACUCGGCUUUUUAAGGAUACAAGAAGAGAUAAUUGAAAAAAUUUCGCUUUUCCGUCUAAAGCUAAAAGAAAAAAUAAAAUAAAUAAAUAAAUAAUAAUAAUAAUAAUAAUAAUAAUUGAAAAAAAGGAUCCCUUUCUUUUUUUGUUGAGAAAAAAAAAACCCUGUAAAUAAACACAGAGUUUUUAACUUGUCAAAAAAAAAAAAGUUCACAAAAAACAAUUUUUGAAAAAAUCAACUAUUUUGAAAAUAAUGAAGAGAACUUUUUUUUUUAAUAUUAAAAAUCAUAUUUAUUGAAAGGGGGAAAAAAAAUAGAGGAAAUUUAUUCCUUUAUUACUGACAAACAUCCAAAAGAGACAUUAGGGUGAAAAACAAAUAUAUAUAUACAUUAUCGAUGUAUAUUAAAUAAAUAAAUUGCCAACUGUUGUAAAAGAGAAACAAAAAAAAAUCGACUAAAGAUAAUUUAAAAAGGAAAAAAAUUAUGAGAAAAUUUUUAAUUUUCUGAGAAUAUUUCCAAAAGGAAAAAAAAAGCUGAGCUUAGUUAUAAUAAUUGUCUUAUGUCGAAAAAAGAGAGAGAGAGAGAAAGAGAGAUACAGGGAAGAAACUUUUUUUUUUUUUUUUUCAUGCAAACCGAAUAUAGUCGCGCCAGUAUUUCUGUGUAUAUUAUAUAAUAGGAAGACUAUUUUCAAGCCGAUUCAAUCGGAAUGCAAAAAAAAAAGAACUUCAUGAAAAAGUUUCCUUGCAAAAAAAAAAAGAAUGAAAACAAUUCUUUUAUUCCAUUUUCACAAAACGGGGACAAUUUUUUGACUUUAUUUACAGUCAAAUAAUCCCAAUAUGGAAGAAUGUUAUGAGGCUAGUUUAAAAGAAAAAUGUGUCCAUGUCACGAAAAAACGGAAAAACCUUUGUAAAAAGUCUCGCAUAUCUAUAUUGAAAAAAAAAAACAAAAACAAUGAGAGCGUAAGAGUGUUUAGAAUUUUUUUUUGGAGUGUUUGUGUAAAUAAUUAAUAAAAAAGAGAUUAUAGAUAAUUGUUCAAUUUUAUACACAACGGUAGCAAAACUGUAAAAAAAAAAAAAAAAACAAAAAAAAAACAA
This is a messenger RNA of Leptopilina boulardi, 3862 nucleotides long. RefSeq lists its product as uncharacterized. Lineage: Eukaryota; Metazoa; Arthropoda; Insecta; Hymenoptera; Figitidae. The record is from RefSeq and is a predicted model, not a curated record. The transcript has 7 exons. The coding region runs from base 391 to 2733 and encodes 780 amino acids.